GCGGCUUCUCCCAGCCCGGGCACUUAACAAAGGGAUUUUUUCACGGGGAUACGCCUGGCAUUCUCCGGAGGCUUCUUCCGCCCGUAGGAAGUGCACUCGGCGGCGCGGUGUCGAAUUCGGCAUUGUUUCGUAUCGCUUUUUUCUCGGACGUGUUCGGCUUCGACGCGCGACGAUUCUAGCGGCGCCUGCUAGGCUAGCAAGCCGAUAUACACCGUGCGCUUGUAGGGGGGGCAAUUAUGACAUUUUUACUAACCACAUGCACCUGGCCGGACUCGAUGCGAUCAUUUCGGACAAACCCCCGUUUGCUUUGCCGCCGUACGUGCAUGCAUGCAUGCAGCUUUGAUUAACGCUCCAAAAAAAAAAAAAUCUCCCUUAAUGCCAAAAAGACAAGCCAAACAGACCGCGGACGACGGCUACUGGGACUGUAGCGUCUGCACCUUUAGGAACACAGCCGAGGCUUUUAAAUGCAGCAUCUGCGAUGUGAGGAAGGGCACAUCAACAAGGAAACCCAGGAUCAACUCCCAGCUGGUCGCCCAGCAGGUGGCGCAGCAGUACCCCAUGCCUCCGCCGCCCAAAAAGGAGCGACGGGAGCGGAGCGAGCGCACGGACCGGGAGCGGCCAGACGGGGAAGGAGAGCCCGCCAUGGUGGAGGGUCGUCCCGAAGUUGAGCGCCCGGAGAUCGUAAGGCCCGAAGUAGACACGCCCGAGAAGGACAGCAGUGACAAGGAACAGCCGGCACAAGACAAAGCGGACAGAGAGAAAGACAUCAGCCCGGCCAUCACAAAGAAGCCCAGCAUCAAAAAGAGCAGACCCAAAUCAGACACCCACCAGAGUCCGCCUAGCGACAAGCAAAGCAUACAGUCUGGCAAAUCCGUAACCAAAACCAACAAGAAUAAUCACAUUUCCAGGCCUAAACUGAAAAACAUCGACCGGAGCACAGCCCAGCAGCUGGCCAUCACCGUGGGCAACGUGACGGUGAUCAUCACAGACUUUAAGGAGAAGAGCCGCUCCUCGUCCACGUCCUCGUCCACCAUCACGUCGAGCGCGGGCUCCGAACAGCAGCACCAGAGCUCCGGCUCCGAGAGUAUGGACAAGGGCUCGUCGCGUGCCUCCACGCCCAAAGGAGAUCUCUCUGUGGGACACGACGAGUCCUUCUGAGGACCCCCCCCUCACCACCACCACACUUCUCCCUUUACCACACCCACCGCGCCCCCUUUUCCCCCACCACUUUGUUUCCGGACACUACGGAUCCCAGAAGGAGAGAGACUUCCUCUCCUCUCCGCGGCCGCUCUGCCUCCAUCCCAUGACCACCCUGGAUGCUGUGGGAGGACACACGAACUCCGCCAGUGGACGAGGACAAGCAGAGCCCACGCCGGGGUCCAGACACUUGUAUGUAUUGUUUUAUAUUUCAACGUGGACAAUCUUUGUUUUGUUUUUGUCAAGAACUAUUUCCCGCCGGGCACAAUAACCACCAUCUUCUUCUUCCCCUUAUUUAUUACCUUGUUGCACCUCUUUGAUCAUUUCUUCUCUUUUUUUAUGUUGAAGCUUUGCUGUGUCGCUCUACCGACCAAUUUUUUUUAAAAUUGCAGUUGGAAAACGAUGCCACACACACACACACUCACACACACACACACAAAGGUGCUAGAUACACUGUGAAAGGUUUGCAGAUCGCGCAACGUGACGACGGGCAAAGUCGUCGCACCCUUUUUCGUAACGACGCCCGUGAUGGCGCGUCGUCACCCUAAGUCCGACUUUCCACCACAUUUGUCUAUAAUCCUAUACAGUAUUGUGUGUCCUUAACUGUACAGUGUAGGCUGUUGUGUAAAACACUAAAAAGCUGUCGAUAUUUUUCCCUCCAUUCCGUAUUGAAAACUUUUUCCGGCCAAAAGUCGGGAGUUUAUCUCGAAGGACGCUCGCACGCUCUUCCCGCUUGGUGAAACCAUACGGAGCAGCCGUUUCAUUUCUGUGGUAAACGCCUGCAAAUGUAGUGCAAAAAUGUUUUUUUUUUUAUAUAUAUGAUCAAAUUGCAAUUUAAAGACUCCAGUCAUUGAAGGUAAAACUAUCGCUGUGGUCAAUAAAACACAAAUGCUCUUUUCAUUUUUAUUGGAUUUUUUUUUUAAUUUUUUUUAUAACCACGUGUCGCUUAUUUAAAAGGUUUCUAAUCCACCUUAGCUAAUAAUACUAGAACAACCUACUUUCCCCCCUUUUUAACUGUGUGGAAAUUGUAUAAAGAAUAAAUGUGUAUAUGAUAUCUUAGUUUUAUUUAUUGAAGGACCAAAGGAAUUUCAUAUUGACCUACAUAGAUAAAUAACAAUUUGAAAUGCAAUUACCGCAACUAUCUAAUGUUUGAGUUGAAUAAAUAAAGACUAAUAUAAUCCUUGUAAAUGGUGUUCUCCUUCUUCCCUCGUGCUUCGUUACGUGAGGCCAGAGGGCACGAUUUACUUUGAUAAUCGUAUUUCUCUUUUUUUGUUGUUUCCUGUGGAUGAAAUUAGGGCUGCAACAACUAAUCGAUUAUAAAAAUAGUUGGUGAUUAAUUUAGUCAUCGGCUGUGCUUUUUUUUUUUUUUUUUUUAAUAAACCUUUAUUUAUAAACUGCAACAUUUACAAACAGCUGAGAAACAAUAAUCCAAAUAAGUAUGGUGCCAGUAUGCUGUUUUUUUCCCAAUAAAAUACUGGAAAGGAUAGAAAUGUAGUUUCUCUUUUAUCCGAUUAUUAACCGAUUAAUCGAAGUAAUAAUCGACAGAUUAAUCGAUUUUCAAAUGAGUUGUUAGUUGCAGCCCUAGAUGAAAUGUAAUCACGUACUUUGAGUACAACUAUGCUAUCAGUGUUGGAGGCGGGGGGAGAGGGUCAAGCGAUGACUUUUUACACACAAAAAAAGCACCCAGUUUUGUAUCGAAAGUGGUCCCCAGAAGCCAUGUUUUUCUUUUCACCUGCCUUAUCUGCAACAUGCAAGUGAAAGGGGUUUGCGUUCUAUUACUGAGAAAAUUUGCGGAGUAUCUAACGUGUACAUAGUUUGAAAACAAACACUAUCAAACGGCACCGAAGCUUGGAAGUCAUUCUUUUUUUUUUUUGUUCCCCGUUUUUUUAUUUCCUUUUCCGCGCAAGCAGUUCUGUUCUUGUGUGCGACCAGUAACCUUAAUUUACUGUGUAAAGAUGGUUACAUUUUUUUAGCUUGUUUUUUGUCAAAGACCCAAAUAUAGAUUGCUUGUUUACCGACUGUAUAUCUUUAACCGUGAAUUUACAACUCCGUGUAUUAUACGAAUAAUUCUUCCUAUGAGAUGUCUUGUACUACGCUUUUAAGGCUUAUUGUUCCGUUGCAAAAAAAAAAAAAAUGAAAAAAAAAAAAAUGUGGGAAAUAAUGUCAGACAUAACAAUCCAUAAUUUCUUUUUAAGUCGUUUUGUUUUGUUGAACUUCUAGCUGUCAUUUGUGGUCACAUUUUGAGUUUUCUGGUGUGGAAAUGUAACAGAAACGUAGCAUUUUCAGCACAUUGCGGCUUCUGAUGUUCCUGGCAUGUGCACGACUUUUGCGCUGAUAGGCUAAACUGCUCAUUUUUUCCUUCUCGCUUCAAAUAGAAAUGUCUAUUUAUGAAUUUUGCUUGUAGUUUUUCACAAAUAAAAUUGUUGAAGUUAUCUAA
Messenger RNA from Nerophis lumbriciformis (worm pipefish), 3634 nucleotides. RefSeq names its product RING1 and YY1 binding protein b (gene rybpb). Lineage: Eukaryota; Metazoa; Chordata; Actinopteri; Syngnathiformes; Syngnathidae. Gene Ontology annotation, cellular component: nucleus. The record is from RefSeq and is a predicted model, not a curated record. Gene Ontology annotation, biological process: positive regulation of DNA-templated transcription. Gene Ontology annotation, molecular function: transcription coregulator activity; DNA binding.